Molecule: messenger RNA, 5608 nt
Organism: Juglans microcarpa x Juglans regia
Lineage: Eukaryota; Viridiplantae; Streptophyta; Magnoliopsida; Fagales; Juglandaceae
Exons: 10
Coding region: 905-4864 (1319 amino acids)
Source: RefSeq, a predicted model, not a curated record
UGGGUAAAACGGUAAAAUCAUUUGUAUCAUUUUAGUUUCUGAUCAUUUUUUUUCCCUCUGUUUCUGGCUCUGUUUCCAUCAGAUUCCCAUCAUCAUCCUCUCCUUCCCCGAAUAGAUUUUUCCAUUCCGUUUCAAAUGCACAAAUUCCACAAACUUCAGCAAUCUCCCUGUGUCUCUCAGUCCCUAUUUUCGUUCCUAAGCACCCUCUUCUUUUUUCUCCUCUCUCUUCUUUCCCACAAAACCUAAUUCUUCCAUCCACGCCUCUCUUCUUUCCCCCAUUCAAACCACGGCCCUCCCUCCCUUCUCACAUUUGCAAUUUGGCCUCUUUCUCCCACCCUUGAUUCGCCAACACUCCGACCUUGUUGCGAUUAACCAGCGUUUUGUGUCUCGUUGGGUUUUGAUAAUCUCUUCCGUAUUCAAUAUCGUCAAUUUUUUUUUUUCUUUUUCCCUUUCCUAUAGGGUUUUUCCCCGUUAACCUUGUAGAUUUUAUUUCAAUUUCUCACCAAGAUAUUCCUAUACACUUAUAUUUGUUAUUUUUGCAAUAUAUUUUUGCAUAUACAGUGUUAAUAUCUGAAAUUAUUAGGGUUCUGUGUCUGUGAUCUUUUUCUGAAACGCCCAUAAUUAUUGGCGGCAUUUACAGCGCACAUACCAUUUUCUAAAAAGCCUAUCUGGAACUGCUUGUUGAGCUCUGAAAGUUUCCUUUUUAAGCAUAACUGUCAACGAUUUGGAUAAAUUGUCAGAUUCUGGGGUUUAUUGAACCCCAAAACAACCUCUUUGUAUUAACGUCCAAAGUUACGUCUCUUGCUUUUGAUAUCCGUUUUUUGUCUUCUUUCUUGUUGUUUGUUUUGGGUGGAAGGAGAUAUUGUAGUUAUUGAGGGUUUUGGGGGAGAAAGUCUAAGCUUGCAUGGGCGAACAUGAGGAAUGGGCACAGCCACCGAGUGGGCUAUUGCCGAACGGCCUGUUGCCCAAUGAAGCAGCCUCUGUAAUGCGAGUGCUCGACUCGGACCGAUGGUUGAAGGCUGAGGAAAGGACUGCAGAGCUUAUUGCCUGCAUACAGCCCAACCCUCCGUCUGAGGAGCGCCGAAAUGCGGUGGCAGAUUAUGUGCAGCGGCUCAUUAUGACGUGCUUCCCCUGCCAGGUGUUUACCUUUGGGUCCGUUCCGCUCAAGACUUAUUUGCCUGAUGGUGACAUUGAUUUAACAACCUUCAGUAAGAAUCAAAAUAUGAAAGAAACAUGGGCUCAUCUAGUUCGUGAUAUUCUGGAGAAUGAGGAAAAGAACGAGAAUGCUGAAUUCCAUGUAAAAGAGGUUCAGUACAUUCAGGCAGAAGUGAAGAUAAUCAAGUGUCUUGUGGAAAAUAUUGUGGUGGACAUAUCAUUCGACCAGCUUGGAGGAUUGUGCACUCUUUGUUUCCUCGAGGAGGUUGAUCAUUUGAUAAAUCAGAAUCAUUUGUUUAAGCGUAGCAUUAUAUUGAUAAAGGCCUGGUGCUAUUAUGAGAGCCGGAUUCUGGGUGCUCACCAUGGGCUUAUCUCAACUUAUGCCUUGGAAACCUUGGUUCUUUACAUAUUUCAUGUCUUUAAUAAUUCCUUCGCCGGACCUCUUGAGGUCCUCUAUCGUUUUCUGGAGUUCUUUAGUAAAUUUGAUUGGGACAAUUUUUGUGUAAGCCUAUGGGGUCCUGUGCCCAUUAGUUCACUUCCAGAUGUAACAGCGGAACCUCCUCGAAAUGAUGGUGGAGAGUUACUACUCAGCAAGUUGUUUCUAGAUGCUUGUAGCUCAGUGUAUGCUGUUUUCCCUGGUGGUCAAGAAAAUCAGGGGCAACCCUUUCUUUCCAAACAUUUUAAUGUAAUUGAUCCUUUGCGGGUAAACAACAAUCUUGGCCGUAGUGUCAGUAAAGGUAACUUUUUUAGGAUACGCAGUGCUUUCACAUUUGGCGCUAAAAGGCUGGCAAGGUUACUUGAUUGCCCAAAAGACGACCUAUUGUUUGAAGUAAAUCAGUUCUUUUUGAACACUUGGGAGAGACAUGGCAGUGGCCAUCGUCCUGAUGCCCCGAGGAAUGACUUGUGGCGCUUGGGAUUGUCCAAUUCAGACCACUUAAAUGAGUCUGAGAGUCUCAGGAGUAAUUCAAGUGGCCAAAGAACGGAUUUUUUCUCUAGUCAUGAAAAUGAAAGUCAAGUUGAUGGAACACGAAGUUCGCGUGGUGAUUCCUUCCAGCAUGCGAAUCAUUCCCUAGAAAGUGCAUCUAGAACCAGUGAUGUUUCUACAGUCUCCCAUACUAAAAGUGAAAAUGGAAACCCAAACAACUCGAGGAUAUCCAAUCAGGUUAGACUAGAAAUUAAUUCUAAUCAAGGUACACGUGUGGAUAUGGUUCAGAAAAGUUCUAAAGCUGAUAAAUUGGAGAAUGACAUCCAGGGGAAGUUUGUCUUUGCAAGGACACGUUCCAGCCCUGAGCUUACUGACACGUAUGGUGAAAUUUCUUCUCAUGCAAGGUGUAGUAGAGCCCCAGAAAGUGGAAAAAGCCAGAACUCUUCUGCUAGGUUAGAUAAUAGGAGGAGGAAGAACCCAGGAUCUGAUAUUUUGGCAAGCCAUAGCACUAAAACUGAGGAUCCAUCCGUUAGGCACUUCUCAACCCGUCAAGGUCUAGAUACUGCUGCUGAUUCAAACAAUGUUUCCAAUAGUUACCAUGAAGAGUCAGGUUCAGGAGCUAUGAGUGAAGACUUUGCUACUGUCCUGGGGACACAGGGAAUGCAUCAGGACGAGCAAGAUCUUGUGAACAUGUUGGCAUCUUCUACAGCACAUGGUUUUAAUGGACCGGUUCAUCUUCCACUGAAUAUGGCUUCAGGUCACUUACCACUUCCUCUACCAUCUCCUAUCCCCUCUUCAGUUCUAGCUUCAAUGGGAUAUGCUCCAAGAAAUUUGGGUGGAAUGGUUCCCACAAAUAUCCCAUUUAUUGAGACACCUUGGGGAACAAACAUGCAAUAUCCUCAAGGUUUUCCUUCGCCAUUAACUCCAAAUUUCCCUGGCAUGGGAUGGAGCUCAAAUCCUGAAGAUUUGAUUGAACUUGGUAAGGAGAACUUUCGAUCAGUUGAAAUGAACCACAGGGAAUCUGAUCAUGAUAACUGGCAUGAGCAGGACAGUGGCUCUGCUGGUGGGUUUGAUCUUGAUCAUGAAAGUUUUGAAAUGCUUCAGUCGGAUGACAAGCAACAGUCAACUUCAGCUAGUUUUAAAGUUGUUCCUUCCUCGCGAAUUGCUAGUUCUAAAAUCUCUACAAGAGUUCAACAGAAGGUUACAAAAGAAAACCGAGGGUCAUUAAGGGUAGAUCAUAGAGACAAUGUUGAUUAUCAUGAUAACAGAGGAAAUGAUGUUUACUAUGAUGAUCAAAUUGCAAGUCCAAGAUCAUUGUCCACUGCACCCCCUAGUUCGCUGAGGAGUAGAACUUCUUCAGAGAGUUCUUGGGAAGGAUCCUCGGCAAAGGUCUCAAAGUCAGCCAAGGAAAAACGGGGUAGGAAAACUGUUACAUCUGCUGUGCCAUCUCAUGUAAAAGGUAAGACUGUGUCUGAUCUAUCCUCCACUCAAGCCGACGAUGACAGCAGAGACUGGAGUCCACUCCCAACCAUGGGCACUGAAAUAGUAGAAAGAAGCAGGGGACCUGUUGCUUCUCUAAAUGUUCCAAGCCAUCAAAUUCCUCAAAUGCUUUUAGGUCAUGGUGCACGACAAAGGGUUCCUGAUACUUCUGGAGUUGUUCCCUUGACCUUUUAUCCUACAGGGCCACCUGUUCCUUUUGUUACAAUGCUUCCGGUGUACAAUUUCCCAACAGAGUCAGGAACUUCUGAUGGAGUGACGAAACAUUUAAGUAGGGAAGAGCAGCUGGAUAAUGGUGAUUCUGGUCAGAAUUUUGAUUCAUCCGAGGGACUUGAUCAGCCUGACAUUCUUAACGGUGACUUUGCUAGCCAUUGGCAAAAUUUGCAGUUUGGGCGGUUUUGUCAAAACUCACGGUAUCCUGCUCCUAUGAUUUAUUCUUCACCUGCUGUGAUGCCUCCUGUCUUAUUACAGGGUCGAUUUCCAUUGGAUGGUACAGGGAGACCUCUGUCAGCAAAUAUGAAUGUCUUCACUCAGUUUAUGAAUUAUGGGCAUCGGGUUGUUCCUGUUGCUCCUCAGUCUGUUUCAAAUAGACCUGCUGUUUAUCAAUGUUACGUGGAUGAAAUACCAAAGCAGCGUAGUGGGACCGGAACGUACCUGCCAAAUCCUAAGGUUUCUAAUCCGGACAGACAUUCUACAAGUUCCAGACGUGGGAAUUACAGCUAUGAUAGAAGUGAUCACCAUGGUGAUAGAGAGAGGAAUUGGAACAUUGAUUCAAGGUCACGAGCUGCUGGGCGCAGCCAUGGCCGCAGCCAAGCUGAAAAGCCGAACUCAAGAUCAGACCGGUUAGUGGCAAGUGAGAGUCGAGCUGACAGGUCUUGGGGACCACAUAGUCAUGACUCAUUCCCUUCAUACCAUUCUCAGAAUGGUUCAGUUUGCUCAAACUCUAUGCGGACUGGUCCUGCCAAUGUGGCAUAUGGAAUGCAUCCAAUACCAUCCAUGAAUUCCAGUGGGGUUUUGUCAAAUGGACCUACCAUUCCACCUCUCGUUAUGCUGUAUCCUUAUGAUCAUAGUACUGGCUAUGGAUCACAUGCUGGACAGCUUGAGUUUGGAUCACUUGGACCUGUGGGUUUCUCAGCUGUGAAUGAAGUAUCACAACUGAAUGAGGGAAGCCAAUGUAGUGGGGGAUUUGAAAUUCAUGGUGUUUCUGCUCAACGGUCCUCACCAGAUGAGCCUUCUUCACCCCAUAUCCAGAGUUGUGGAGCUGCCAGCUUCUGGUUGACCCAAUAGUAUGGGUCCAGCUCUUCGCCACGCCUAACAGGGGGAUUUGAUUAUUUAACAGAUCGGUAACUCAAGAGGAAAUAUCAGUGGAAAGCUGAGGAUUUUCUGCCUCUUGCAUUUCCAACCGAGGGAAUGAUAAUGGGAGAAAUUAUGAUGGGAAACCCUUCUCGUUUUCGAACGAGAGAUGCCAUGAUUGAGGAAGAAUUGGCUAUCUGAUUUGAACAUAUCUUAAUAUGUUUCUCAUGGAAAGGUCACCCUUAAGUGCUGGCCUUGUGCUUGUUUGUACAAUACAUAGUUGGAUGUGCUCUGUUUUCAAGGAUGACAGAGUUUCGGUGGUGCUGGAUGCAGGAAAUUAGUUAGUUUUUCUUUUUAGGCUGAUAACUUGUAACCCCACUGAAAUAGGAACUCCAUGGGCUUCGAAUUUAGGAUUUUGCUUAUAAAUUUCUUCUGUCAGGAUUCUCUCUUACACAAUGUAUUAGGGUUUUUUCAUUAAUAUGCUCAUCAUAGCGCAGCUCUUUUAUUAAUUUGCCCAAGAUGUUACCUAUGUAUCAAUAACAAUGAUAAUUUGGGAUGAAAAAUUCUGCCUAGCUUUGACUAUGGUGUUCGUUUUCUUUCUUCUUUAUGUGGCAAGGCAAAGGACUUGAUGAAGAAGCAGGGUUUAGAAGAGGAAGAAUGGCAAGAACCAAAUGAAAACCCCCUCUUUAUAGAAGGUAUAAGAGAUAUUCUUCGUAUAGCAGGUAAGUGCUCAUACUU